Molecule: messenger RNA, 3780 nt
Organism: Pristis pectinata (smalltooth sawfish)
Lineage: Eukaryota; Metazoa; Chordata; Chondrichthyes; Rhinopristiformes; Pristidae
Gene: pcif1
Product: phosphorylated CTD interacting factor 1
Exons: 16
Coding region: 123-2486 (787 amino acids)
Cellular component (GO): nucleus
Molecular function (GO): mRNA (2'-O-methyladenosine-N6-)-methyltransferase activity; RNA polymerase II C-terminal domain binding
Source: RefSeq, a predicted model, not a curated record
AGCGGGAUCCUCAUCCAAUCGAGUAUAGCGAAGAUCGCCCUCAACUUGACCAAUGAGUGCCCUUGUUACUGACGUCCGCAGCCGACCCAAUCGGAGCCCGCGCGCCUUCCCGGCGCCAGCCAAUGAGCGCGUUGGCGCCGGCGCUGCGCGCAUGCGCGGGGGGCGCGGCGCUCCGGAACACAAGAUGGAGGCGGCGGCCGAGCGGUGAAGCGGAGGCGGGAUCAGCGGCGCGGCGGUCGGGUGUGGAGCCUCCUCCCUGCACAGCCGUUUGCAGGACAGAUGCAAACAAAAUGGCCAGUGAAAAUCACAGCAGCCUGCAAGCGGGGGAUCCCACAACAAUGAUCCAUCCAGCAAGUACUUCUGACCAAGGACAGCCCUCAUCGCCAAAGUCUGUAAAACCUUUGGUGCAGGAUCUGCCAGAUGAGCUGGUGCAGGCAGGAUGGUCAAAGUGUUGGAGUAGGAGAGAAAACAGGCCAUAUUACUUCAACAAGUUCACCAACCAGUCGCUGUGGGAAAUGCCUGUGUUUGGACAGCAUGACAUCAUUUCUGAUCCUCUUGGGUUAAAUGCAACUGUAGAAUCAGGUGAAGGCAAUUCGGUAGCUGAAAAUGCACAACGGAAGCGGCGACAUUCUGAGGAUACCCAGCAGCAAUCAGCAAAUAGCUUCAAAAAACCCCGAACAGAUGCCUCCUUCACUCCUACAACUCCAACAAUUCCUAUUUCACCCGUCGCUUCUGGUGCUCCGAGCACACCGUUAUCCCGAACAACUGGAUCCAAGUCAACUGAUGAAAAACUACAACCUACGCCUUCAUCAUUAUUGUCACUGGCACCAGGGGCGUCAGCAUCUUCAUCGUCCUCGUCGUCAGCUGUUCUUGCACCUGUAUCUAUCCGUCCAACAGCUGUUUAUUGGGACCUUGAUAUUCCAACUAAUGCAGUGAUUAAGGAGCGUGCCCCAAUUGAGCUGCUUCCACCACACCCAGACGUGGAAAUACUACGAGCACAACUGACAUUAAAACUGAGACAACACUACCAUGAGCUGUGCCAACAGAGAGAAGGGAUUGAUCCGCCUCGUGACUCAUUUAAUCGCUGGCUUUUGGAACGCAAGGCAAUCGAUAAGGGCAAGGAUCCUUUGCUGCCCAGUGAUUGUGAUCCUGUUGUGUCUCCUUCCAUGUUUCGGGAAGUAAUGAAUGACAUUCCCAUCAGAUUGUCUCGUAUUAAGUACAGGGAGGAAGCCCGAAGAUUGCUUUUCAAAUAUGCGGAGUCGGCAAAGCGGAUGAUUGAAUCCAGGAAUGCUACACCAGAUAUCAGGAAAACUGUGAAAUGGAAUGUUGAAGAUACUUUCAACUGGCUACGAAAGGAGCCAUCUGCUACUAAAGAAGAUUAUAUGGAGAGGCUUGAACAUUUGCGGAAGCAAUGUGGACCCCACGUGGCAGCAGUGGCUAAAGAUUCAGUGGAAGCAAUCUGUGGGAAGAUCUAUUACAUAUCUGGUGAAUAUGUGAAGCGAGUCCGAGAGAAGCAUUUAGCAAUACUCCGAGAGUGCAAUAUGUCAGAAGAGUUGGAGAGGCCAGAGGUAAUGGACAGGUUGGUGUACUGUUAUCCUUCAAGGCUUGCAUACCCUCCAAUUCCACUCCCACGUGUUGAAAUGCACUUUGAGAAUGAUAUUGCCUGUGUACGUUAUAAAGGAGAAGUUAGGAAGAUCAGCCGGAACUACUUAAGUAAACUGGAACAGUUGUAUAGGUACAGUUGUAUUGAUGACCCACGGUUUGAAAAGUUCUUGGCAAGAGUCUGGUGUUUACUCAGGCGAUACCAGUCCAUGUUUGGUCUCGGAACACAUGAAGGUACUGGCUUACAAGGGGCUUUACCAGUAGCUGUGUUUGAAGCACUGAACAAACAGUUUGGUGUGACGUUCGAGUGCUUCGCCUCACCACUGAACUGUUACUUCAGACAGUACUGCUCUGCGUUCCCUGACACGGAUGGCUACUUUGGUUCUAGGGGCUCAUUCUUGACUUUCUCACCAGUCAGCGGCUCCUUUGAAGCAAAUCCUCCGUUUGGUGAAGAGCUGAUGGACAGUAUGGUCACACACAUGGAGAACCUGCUGGGGAAUUCAAACGAGCCACUGUCAUUCAUUGUGUUCAUCCCUGAAUGGAGAAACCCUCCAACACCAGCUUUGGUCCGGAUGGAGGAGAGCAAGUUUAAGCGCCACCAAAUCCUAGUCCCAGCUUACGAGCACGAGUACAGAAGUGGAGCGCAGCACAUCUGCAAGAAGGAAGACAUCUAUUAUAAGGCUGUGCAUUCCACAGCUCUCAUCUUCCUGCAGAAUGAUGCUGGGUUUGCAAAAUGGGAGCCUGUGCAGGAGCGGGUGCAGGAGUUAAUGGCAGCUUACAAAAUAACAGGAAAGUCGUCAUCUUCCUCGUCCUCCUCUGUGGCAUCUGGCGAAAAAGACCAGGAACAGAAUCGGGACCAAAGCAGCAACACCGAGCACCUUUGAACUGUGAUUGAUAAAGGGAGCACAGAACAGCUAAUGCUCUGUGUGGUUUUAAACAGACUGACUCGAAGCAAGCUGCAUAACUAUUGUCAUCACCAGCAAGAAGUGUACAUAUGUACAGUGUCUUUCUAAACAGAACCAUAGUUCUGGAUUCUUAAUGUUUGUUGCUUUUACUUUUACCAAGGUGUGUAGGAGAGAGAAGCAGAAUGUGUCUGUGUAAUAUAUUCUAUGAAAAUAUUUCAUAACAGAAUACCGUGUCAGUUUUAUCAGCUUUUUUUAUUUUUUUGAGAUUAUGCAAUUCUGCCUAAUUUUUGUAAACUUUGCAAAUAGUGGCUGUAGACAUUCUCCAUUUUAAUGCCGUGAGUAUAGGAAUUUCUUUAUAUUGCUGAGAAUUAAGUUUAUGUGUACAAACUGAUGGCUAGGAAUUGAUUGGUGUCCUUUUAAGAAGUGUUGCUUCUUGUUGACCUAUGUAGACUAUCUCUGAAUUGUUCAAAGACAGCUUCACGCACUUGAGUGUGCAAGUGUAUGUCAUCCAGUGUGUACUGUCCAUCUUUGCAUUUAAUCCUUCACUGGCACAGGGGAGAAUAAUGAACUCUUGAAGGGAAAUCUUGAAAGCUACAGGGAGAGAACAGAGAGAUGGGAUUAGAGCGCAGAGCUCGAUUGUGAAGCAUGGGCUCCUUCAGCUUUCUCUCAUAAAGAUUGUGGAGACCCACACUGUGCACUCAGUCAGCAUGGUUAGUUUCCCACGUGCAGCAUGCUGUGGAUACAGAGCUUGUUAUACAGGUGCUGUCGGACAGCACUCCGCUUCAAGUAACCAGAACUUAUCUGGGCCACCCAGUGAAGGGUUAAAUGCAGGGUUGCUUUGUUUAGAACAAGAUAACCUGUCACAGAGUAACUGAGAUUGUAAGAUACUGCUACCCAUGCAUUGUCUCAACCGCAGCACCCAGCACAGCCAGGCCACCAGAGAUCCUAAUUCUCCACUUCUGCCAUAUCUGCUGGAAGGUUCACAUAAGCCACAAGGUGGUGGGGAAAUGGUGGUUACCGCAUAACAUUUAGUUCAGGUAUAGCCACUCUUGGUUCAGCCGCACUCAGGAUUCGAGUAAUGCUUCACACAACUGAAGUCCAGGAUUGAAAUUCUUCUGAACUUAAAUGCAAUCAAGCAUGGGGGGCCUGGCUGAUCUGGGCAGGGCUGCAUUCUAAGUAUUGUAUGACAGUCUUAUUGUAACAGUACACAACAUCAGGUUGGAUAAGCAGCUUCCUACUACAAAACUUUAAAACAGCGACUGUGCAAAGUGAA